AUGUCUGACGAGUUGGAUAAGCUGCGCGCCGAAUCGGCGCGGCUUUCGCAGCUGCUCGAUGAAGCGACUGCCGAUAAGAUCAAGGCCGCCGAAUAUGGUAUGAUGCUUUUGGAGCAGAAAGAUGAGCUCGCAAAACAGCUGAAACAAAUGCAGAUCGAACUUGAGACCACAAAAGCGGAAGUGGAAAAAGCCAAUCAGAUGCUUGCCGAGUUUCGGUCUCAUCAUCAGAAGGCGACGCGAAGUGAAUUAGAAAACGAAGAGUCUCUUUUAGAAGAGUCAUCGGCAAAAGAGAAGGAGCUUCUUGCGAAAAUAACGCAGCUCGAGAACGAUUUAAAGCACAAGGAGCAGGAACUCUCUGAAAAGAAAGCGGAACUUGAGAGAAUUCAUAACGAGCACACCAAAGCGUCAGACUCUGGUGCCGCUCUUGAAGAUGAGCGAAGAAAGCUGAAAGCUGAACUUAAAGAAACCAAAGAACGGGAGCAACGUCUCAUGGCAGAGUAUAGCGAACUUGAGGAAGAAAAUAUUGCCCUGCAAAAGACGGUAGCGAAUCUGCGCGGAGCCCAGGUCGAAUUUGAGUCAUUAAAAAUUGAUUGUGGUCGGUAUGAAGAAGAGAUUUAUAUGCUUAACGCCGCCGUCGAGGAGAGCUCAGCUCUACGAGCAAUUGCUGAGAAGCAGGUCGAAGAGGCGCUUCUGACGGCUCAGCAUGAGCGCGAACAACGUCUUGCCAUGAAAAAGGAGCUCGAGCAGGCGAAAAAUGCGGAGCACAUCAAUAGUCUCAAUGACAUGCUCAUGGGAUUGGAACGACUCGGCGAUGAGGGAGACGUACCACCCCCACAAGCAGGAGGAAGUGACCUGUUCAGCGAGCUUCAAGGAAGUAGUGAUACCAAAGUUCGAGAACUUGAAGCUGCGAAGGAGGGACUUCAAGAAGAAGUGAAAUCACGAGAAAAGAUGCUCAUAGAAUUCGUGAAAGGACUAAUGAACACCCUUAAUAUGAACUAUCCUAGUGAAGAGCUGGACUUUUUACACGCUAGACAACAAAAGGACGUAGUUCUGGAGAGGAUAAUGCAAAUGGCCCAUGAAUCUGACCGUCAUGGUAAAGAAGGCGAUGAAAGGAGGGCCGGUGUAGUUCGAAGUGAUCUUAGGGCACUUUUGCUCAUUGCUGGAGAGAAAAGCGCACAAUUGGCCUCUGCGCAGGACGCAAUGAUCCAAGUUUCCGAUCAACUCUACCAGUUUUAUCAUCAGAUGACGCAAAAUCAAGGAAUCCCGGCCGAAAAGAAUGUUCUAGACAUUGUUAAAAAGCUUCGGCAGUUGGCUCGCGAAAAUGCGGAAGACGUUCCACGUGUCUCCCUUGCCGACGAAGGAAUGGAGAGUGGAACAGAGACCGAUGCGAACGCAUCUCGCCCAAUUCCUUUGAACUCUGAUCGUCUUGUUAUUGGACCAUCUUUUAUUAAAGAAAUUGAGCCAAAAUUAGCCAGCGUUAAAGUUGUCGACGUGCUCAGUGACACCGACUUACGGCAAAGGAUUCUUACCGAAGGAAAUGCCAUUUCUCAGACUACGGACAGUUUGAAGAAGCUUCUUACCGUUGUGAAGAGAACAUCGGAGCAGGCGUUCAAUCAGGCAGUUACAGCUAGCGGUGCUGAAAACGAUGAGAUUUUGAUGCAGAACAUGAAGCUGAGAAGUUUGCUAAGCACAAAGAGAGAUCAAAUCUCAACUCUUCGCACUGUUCUGAAGUCGAACAAGCUCACCGCAGAAUCGGCUCUCAUUUCACUACGCGAGAAAUACGAAUCGGAGAAGAAGGCACAAACCGAACAUAUUGAUCGAAUGCGACGCGAGUUGAAACAGCUUAAAGAGGAUGCUGCAACCUUUGCUAGUCAUCGUGCAAUGUUCACCGCUCGUUGCGAAGAGCUCAGAGCUCAAGUUGACGAGCUUCAGAACGAUCUACGUGCAAAUGAAGAAGAGAAGAAGACAUUGAAUCAAUUACUUCGACUUGCGAUUCAACAGAAACUUACUCUUACUCAGCGGUUAGAAGACGUUGAAGUUGAUCGUGAUCGACAAGCAUUCAAGCGAUCCAGCGGCAAAGCGCCGACCCGUGAAACCUAUCAGCCACCGAAAGCUGAUGGUGAUGGCUCGACGUCGUCGGCGUCGUCGUCGUGGUCGCGAUUGUCGUCUGCCGGCGACCAUCAUAACCGUCAGCUCAUCGUUACCCCGUGGUCCGACGACCCCAACGCGUCCCCGGCCGAAGAGCUGGAGUUGGCGAUUCUCGAGUUGAUGGUUGAUGUUGAGGUCGCGAGGCUGCGCGAUGAGCUCCGCGAGCCGAUGUUUGCCGGCAUUCGAGUCGUCAUUCUGCUCUUCGCCAUUCCGCCCGUCCUGUUGUUCCUUAUUUUUGAAAUAUUUGAGCUUUCCUUAUUUUGUUUUUUGUAA
This is a messenger RNA of Caenorhabditis bovis, 2421 nucleotides long. The record is from the annotation of a GenBank genome assembly. Lineage: Eukaryota; Metazoa; Nematoda; Chromadorea; Rhabditida; Rhabditidae.